Messenger RNA from Helicoverpa armigera (cotton bollworm), 2154 nucleotides. RefSeq lists its product as uncharacterized. NCBI's taxonomy places the organism in Eukaryota, Metazoa, Arthropoda, Insecta, Lepidoptera, Noctuidae. The record is from RefSeq and is a predicted model, not a curated record. The coding region runs from base 143 to 1606 and encodes 487 amino acids. The transcript is spliced from 2 exons.
GAUAGGUACCAGUUGAAAAUAUCCGUAUAAUUAAUAUUAUUAUAAUAAACGAUAUCUUAUCCAUAUCCGUAAUGAAUAAUUGAGUAUCUUGACAUCAGAUUUGGUGACCAUUCGCUAUAAGUCCUAAGUGUUGUGUAAGAAAAUGAUAGACAAAGUUUUUAUAAUAUUAGUUUUAGUGGCUUACGCCUUCAGUGAUUCUUGUGUAAGAUACAAUUUUGAAGAAGACGAUUUCAACGAUGUAUUUACUAAUAGCAGAGGACAAUGUGACAACAUGUUGUUCUGGCAUAUUGGACGAUACGAAGAUUUAACAUUGCCAGUACAAAAUCCGCACAGUGCCUCUUUUAUAACCCCUCAAACAUCUAUGAGUUGUGUGUCUUCAUUUGCGUUUCCCAUGGUCCCCGGAGGUAGGAUUGAAAUAAAGAUUCAUAUGAAGGUAAUGGACAACAACGACAUGAUUAUGGUGUUCGCUAAUGAAAUAGAUGAAGAUACUGAAGAUAAAGUAGUAGGUUUCAUUUCGAAUUCGCCUCAGGAGCCUGGUUUUCAGACCGAGUGGAGUAUAAUGCCGAUCACUGUAUCUGGUUUAACUCCUUUUGAAGGAUAUGUAUCCAUCAUGGGCAUGGCGCAUGAAGAUUCUAUUGUAUUAGUGGAUUCAUUCCGCUACAUACCUCCAGAUAUGGAUGAGAGUUUAUGUCCUUUUUAUGACGAUGUAUCUGAACCUGAACCAGAGCCUAAACCUGAACCAGAGCCUGAACCUGAACCUGAGCCUGAACCCGUACCUGAGCCUGAACCAGAACCUGAGCCUGAACCUGAGCCUGAACCUGAGCCUGAACCUGAGCCUGAACCUGAACCUGAACCAGAACCGGAACCUGAACCUGAGCCCGAACCAGAGCCUGAACCUGAACCAGAGCCUGAACCGGAACCAGAGCCUGAACCUGAACCAGAGCCUGAACCGGAACCUGAACCUGAGCCUGAACCAGAGCCUGAACCGGAACCAGAGCCUGAGCCCGAACCAGAGCCUGAACCUGAACCAGAGCCUGAACCUGAACCAGAGCCUGAACCUGAACCAGAGCCUGAACCGGAACCAGAGCCUGAACCUGAACCAGAGCCUGAACCGGAACCUGAACCUGAGCCUGAACCAGAGCCUGAACCUGAACCUGAGCCUGAACCAGAGCCUGAACCUGAACCUGAGCCUGAACCUGAGCCUGAGCCUGAGCCUGAACCUGAACCUGAACCUGAACCUGAACCUGAGCCUGAACCUGAACCGGAACCUGAACCUGAGCCCACAAAACCGACAUCAACAACAACAACAACAGAAAAGACUACAUCGACUACAGAAGAGACCACAACAACAACAGAAGCUUCUACUGAAAACCCAGAUAAUAGCCCGGUGCAGAAUGGUUUUUGGAACCCGUUUACCAUAGCCAUGGUGGCUGCGCUUAGUCUCAUAGUCGCAGGUAUUAUAUGUUACCUGUUUUACGAAUGCGGGCGAAGACGAGCGAAACCUAUUGUUAUUAUUGACGAUGUCACUUACGAUGAUCUGCCCCCCACUCUCAAAGUACCAAGAGUUAAAAAUAUAAUCACCGAACCAAAAUUCACUCUUCCCUAAUCCACUUAAAUAUAUGGGAAUCGGUUUUAAAACUUGUCUAUUCCAUAAACUUUCCUACAAAGUACCUGAGUUUUAGCGAAUUAAGUUUUUGUCGACAUUGACAUAGAUGUAAGUUAUGCAGAAUUAGGAAAAAAAGGUACCUAACUACCUACUCACCUAACUUUCACGAAGCAGCCCGGAGUCUGGAUUUCGGGAAGUUGGCGGUGUUUCAACACCGAUGCCUAGGAGGACACCUAAAGCCGGAUCCCCGAAUGCUACUUGGUACAUUUGUAGUCUUUGUAAUAAUUCUACGUUAGAGACCGUCAGUUGGAAUUGAGGAAACUCUGACACUAAGGCUUUUUAGGUAGUUAAAACCAUCAGCUCACUCGCUAAGAAGCAUCAGCAACGCACGCGACAAGAAGAAGAAGGCCUCCUAUCUGCAAGAAUAUGGAGUAAUGAAUUGGUCUGAAGCGGCAGCCCAUUGAUAUAAUUUAAGUACAUAAUUGCUGCAGCCAAAUUAUCCAGAAAACAAUCGCACUCUUGUAAAAAUAUAAGCAAAUUCUACAGAC